AUGGGAUGUGUGAAUAGCAAUUCUCAUUUAAAAAAGAAGAAAGAUUUAGAUAUCACUAACAUUCCAAUCAUGUUAAAUAAUUAAAAAUCAUCUUAUAUUGAAAAGAUUUAGGAUAAUUGGUUAGAGAUGAAAAAUAACUCGAUAUUAGCAAGGCGUCAUUAAUAAAGAAAACUAUCUAUAAAAGUUACUACUAAUUCAAAAUCUCCCUUGUCUUGUGUAAGUCACAAUUGA
Messenger RNA from Paramecium sonneborni, 231 nucleotides. Lineage: Eukaryota; Ciliophora; Oligohymenophorea; Peniculida; Parameciidae. The record is from the annotation of a GenBank genome assembly.